CCGUAAAAUAGACGUGUUUCCGCCAGUCCCGUGGGGCUCUUCCUAAACUGUCUGCAUGCAGGAUUGUUGUACUUUUCCCACGUAUAACGUGCCCCAGUACUCCAAUCCCGGUGCUUCAAUUUGAUCGUUGAUCCAUCUGGUAGCUCCUAGAAACCCCCUUCGCUAUGAUCUCCGCUGGAAGGGUAAUCUUUGCCCAAACCACAUCUGCAACCACCCUUAGACCGUUGGCCCGCAGAUAUCUGUCCAAUGCGGCAACCUCUCCAUACAGAGUCGCCAUCGUUGGUUCUGGUCCGUCUGGUUUCUACGUGAGCCACCGCUUGCUAGAAAAGUUCACAAAGGCACUAGCGGAUAGCUCUGAAGAAGCCACUCCUACCAAGGACUUACGGAUUGACAUCUUUGAAAAGCUACCUGUGCCAUACGGCCUUUCCCGUUAUGGGGUAGCACCUGACCAUCCUGAAGUGAAAAACUGCCAGGAUACCUUUGACGGGGUCAUGCAAAGCCCGCAGGUUCGUUUCUUUGGUAACGUGCAAGUCGCUUCUGCUGGAGGUGCAACAGCUGGUGUGUCUAUCGACGCCUUGAGAGACAAGUACCAUGCGGUGGUGUUCAGCUACGGGUGUGACGAAGACAACACGCUUGGAAUCGACGGGGAAGAUCAUCCGGGUGUUAUUCCAGCUCGCAAGUUUGUGGGGUGGUACAACGGUUUGCCAGAGUUCCGGUCGUUGAAUCCGCCACUAGACCAGGUAGAGAAUGUGGUUAUCGUGGGGAAUGGUAAUGUGGCGUUAGACGUUGCUAGAAUCUUGUUAGCGUCGCCUGAAAAGCACUGGGCCUCCACAGACAUCACGAGCGACAGCGUAAAGAAGUUAAUUGCUAGCACAGUGAAGAAUGUGUCUAUUGUGGCUCGCAGAGGGUAUUACGAGAGCGCCUUUACGAACAAGGAAUUUAGGGAGUUGUUGGACUUGUCCACCGCGUCGAAGCAAACAGAAAGUUUGGUCAAGUUUAACGGCAUUGACGAAUUUUUGAUUGAGAGCAUGAAACAUUUGAUUCCGCAGAUGGGUAGAGUUCACAAGAGGAGAUUGGACAUGUACCGCAAGUACCAGAAGGACCAGGAGGCUUUCAGGGCCAAGAACGGCGAGAGCAGUUUGUCUGCGGCAAAGCAGUGGUCAUUGAAAUACAUGUUGUCGCCAUUCAAAUUCAUCAGCCAUCCAACCAACCCUAUCUUGUUGCAGUCCACCAUUUGCCACCAGAACGUACUUUCGGUGCCUGUUUCGGCUGAUGAGCCGGUUCUGGUCAGGAAGACGGAAGAGACCGAGACACUCAAGUCCGAACUUGUCAUAACAUCCAUCGGGUACAAGGGCUCUCCGUUACCGGGUUUUUCGGAGAACAAUAUCUCUUUUGACGCUCAGCGGGGUGUCAUUAGAAACGUAGACGGUAGAGUCCUUGCUGCCAGUGCGAAGGCCAAUGCUGGAGAACGAUGCAUCAAGGGCUUAUACACAUCCGGGUGGAUCAAAAAUGGGCCAAAGGGGGUCAUCGCCACCACGAUGCUUGAUGCCUUCCUGGUGGGUGAUUUGAUCCUCCAUGAUUUGGCGAACGGAAGGUUAAAAACCCCCAAGGAUGAGGCUUUUGGCAGCGAGAACGCCGUUUCAGCCGACGAGUGGUACAAGAUUGAUGCCGAAGAGAAGAAAAGGGGCGAGGACUGUGGGAAGCCCAGAGAAAAGAUCGUCCUCAUCGAUGAGAUGAUGCGUGUGGCCAAGAACUAG
Molecule: messenger RNA, 1757 nt
Organism: Babjeviella inositovora NRRL Y-12698
Lineage: Eukaryota; Fungi; Ascomycota; Pichiomycetes; Serinales
Gene: ARH2
Product: NADPH-adrenodoxin reductase
Exons: 1
Coding region: 165-1757 (530 amino acids)
Biological process (GO): ubiquinone biosynthetic process
Cellular component (GO): mitochondrion
Source: RefSeq, a predicted model, not a curated record